Rubroshorea leprosula is the source of this 1540-nucleotide messenger RNA. Lineage: Eukaryota; Viridiplantae; Streptophyta; Magnoliopsida; Malvales; Dipterocarpaceae. The record is from the annotation of a GenBank genome assembly.
AAAAGCUUUACUGUGUGCUUCCUACGUGUGAACUGCUGCGUCAUUUGGGGAUUUCUUCAUCAAGUUUUCGAAACCGAAAUCAAGUAAUGUAUAUGAAUCUCUGAUUUUGAUUUAAUUGAAGUGUACUCUCCUUUCUCCCUUUCUGUGUUUGAUUUUGAGUCCUCGGAAGGAAGUUAAGAAAUUGAAAAAAUGUCUUUGGAAGAAACAGUAAGUGUUGUAGGAAGUGAGGUAAUGCCUUUGGAGUAUGGUGGGAUGGACUCAAAAAGUAGUCCAUCUAGUUCGGAAAGGACAGUGGAGGGAGUGGGAGGAGGGGAGGUAGUUGGGGUUGAGGGAGAUAGUGUACCCAUCACUAUGGUAGAAGUGGAGGGUAGGAGAGAGAGGUGCUAUGAUGUAGAUGCAGACAUAGUGGAGGAGGUGAAACAGUAUGAGUCUGAGCUCGGGACCAGGGAUAGCAUGGGGUAUUUGGUGGAAAGUUAUGAGAUUUUCUCCCGAGUGUUAAUUAGGCCAGCUGGGGGUAGAGGAGAGGGUGUGUUCUGCUCCUCGGGAUCAUUGGAUGCCUGUGAUGAGGAGGAAGAGGUGGGGAAGUUGGUGAGGGAGGGGGGAAAGUUAGUGAACAUCAUGUACCUCACCAACGCCGAAUGCAUAGAAGCUACUGAGCUCUAUGGGCCAAGCGCUUUGAGUGAAGCUAAAAUGGACAAAUUCUUGGGCGCUGCUGGAGGUGUUGCCAUCCCCAAGAAGCCAAGGAAGAAGUCAAAGACUUCAACGAAGCAAGUGGAUGAGGGAGGAGUUGGAAGGGAGGUAGUGCCCAGCACUUUAGCCGGGGUGGAGGAAGAGGUGCCAAGGCUGGAGUUGAAAAGAAAGGGUAGGGAGGAGGGAGGGGCACUACAGAAGAAGAAGAGGGUGGUGGAAGAAGAGGAGAGGGGGAGCGAGGUUCCCCAGUUCGUGCUUCAGCCUCUUCCUGUUGAGCUCGACCCUGGGCUCAAGGAAUUUGAAGAGGGGGCUGAGGUACGAGCUCCUGGCAAGGGAGAGGGCCUUGUUCCCCCGUUGUCCUUUCAUGGUAGCCUGUUCGAGGCGAAGAACAUGACGGGGGGCCAGGAGGUUCAUCAAUUCCACCUUCCCGGAAGUGGACAAGCGUCACGCACGGGACGAGGCUCUGAGGUACUGUGGGGCUUCGGUAGUGAAGCAUGUUUUGGAGGCAAGGCUUGUGAGUAUUGGUUGCUCAAGAACUCUGACCUUGGCAUAGAGAUUGGAUUGGUGAAUAGGUUAAUCUUACCAUCUUGCAAAUUGCUUAGAGUGUGUUGACUAGACCAUCUUAAAGUAGAUUAUUUCUUUCUCAGGUUAUUCUAUUACCUUUGUUAUCAUAUUAUCUUUUUUUUAGACUUCCCUUUAGUUCCUUUCAUUUAAAGUAGAUUUAGAUUGUGUUGGUUUUUUUAACUUUAUUUCUCUUUUCAAAUAUUUUGAUAUGUUUAUGAAUUUCAUGGCUAAUAUCACCAUUGUUUGUGACUCUCAUGGACAAAUUAAAUAAAACUAAUUCACUUAU